Molecule: messenger RNA, 810 nt
Organism: Colletotrichum truncatum
Lineage: Eukaryota; Fungi; Ascomycota; Sordariomycetes; Glomerellales; Glomerellaceae
Product: asparagine synthase related protein
Molecular function (GO): asparagine synthase (glutamine-hydrolyzing) activity
Source: RefSeq, a predicted model, not a curated record
AUGACGAGCGACCUAAUACCGGCGGACCAAGGUAUCGACCUCAUCAAUGUCGCAUUUGAGAACCCUCGUUUGGCAUCGCGUAUGGAGAAUGCUGCCGAUGGCGUGAGUAUCUUCGAAGCCUGUCCCGACAGGAUAACAGGCAGAAAGUCCUUUGAGGAGCUAUCUGCGGUUUGUCCAGAGCGUCAGUGGAGAUUCAUUGCCGUUGAUGUACCGUACCAAGAAGUACUUGCCAAUCGGGAUCAAGUGAUCUCCCUCAUGUACCCCCACAACACUGAGAUGGACUUGUCUAUUGCUUAUGCUCUCUACUUUGCGGCCCGAGGCGUCGGCAUGGCCUACAGCCGCCAGUCAGAUGCUGCAGUUCCUUACGCUACCCCGGCGAGGGUUCUUCUGUCGGGUCUUGGAGCCGAUGAACUCUUUGGUGGUUAUGUUCGACAUGCAACGGCGUUCUCACGGAGAGGCUACCCAGGUCUCUUGGACGAAUUGAAGCUAGACGUCAGCCGGCUUGGGAAGCGGAACUUGGGCCGCGAUGACAGAGCGAUGAGCCAUUGGAGUCGCGAGGUGCGGUUCCCCUAUCUCGAUGAGGAGUUUGUCAAAUGGGCCGUCGAGUGUCCAGUGUGGGAGAAGUGCGACUUUGGGUACUCUGAGGCAGACUCGGGAAUCGAGCCUGGGAAGAGAGUCUUGAGACUACUAGCAGAGGCGCUUGGCAUGUCCUCUGUCGCCCGCGAGAAGAAGAGAGCAAUUCAAUUCGGCUCAAGAACUGCCAAGAUGGAGAGCGGAAAGACGAAGGGUACUACGCUCAUAGCUCCCUGA